Molecule: messenger RNA, 2637 nt
Organism: Patella vulgata (common limpet)
Lineage: Eukaryota; Metazoa; Mollusca; Gastropoda; Patellidae
Exons: 12
Coding region: 115-2160 (681 amino acids)
Molecular function (GO): protein binding
Source: RefSeq, a predicted model, not a curated record
AGAUAUCGUCUAAAACAAAAUAAUAAGAGAAAACGUCGACUGAACAUGAAGGGUCUUUAGUUUCCAGGAAUAAUUCAAUGUAGGCAGAGCCUUUUCUUCAAGACUCUUAAAGAGAUGUUUGUGUUCCUAUUAAUUAUAACAGGCAGUAUUUUUGGCUGUUUUAGUGGCAAGAUAUCCGAGGAUGGUAUACCCGAGUUUAAAUUAAACCAAUCAUUGAAUUCGUUUAGUACACUUAAUAUUAGCAACGACAAGAGUAUUCAGGUUUUGGAUUUUAACAAGUCUACAAGCAGAUGCGAGUUAGAUCAGCUUCAGUUUUCGACACCCGACUUCUUGUGUAAUGCUUCUACUGACACCAUUACGUUGCGUAUCGGAAAUGUUAUUGUUAGCAAUGAAGAUGUCGCCAACUACACAUGUACUAAUUAUACUCAUGAAAUAGAUGGGUGCUGGCAAUAUUUGGUGGUGCUACAAAAAGCGAAGAUAUUAGGUAUGAAACCAGAUUUCAAUCCUCUGGAGGUUUUUGAAGGAUCAGAUGUCAGUUUAUUGUGUGAGGCUGAUGAAUCGGUAUAUCCAAUCAUUACCAACUUCAUUUGGAAGAAAGACGGCCAAGAAAUACCAUCAGAAGUUAACGAAACGUAUAAACUCACUAAUAUUUCAACAGACAGUUCCGGUACCUAUGAAUGUACUACCAGAAACAGCAUUGGAAGCAGUUUUCCGGUCCAGAAGAAACUUUCGGUUUUAGUUUGGCCGACGAUGGUACCACAGUUUUAUGAAAUAAAUUCGACUGGUAAUACUAAUCUGGUAUGUAACGUUACUGGAACAGUAUACUGGAGAAAGAUGGGAUCAAAGGAGAAUGUUUGUUAUGGUUCCCCUACGUGUCCUGUAUCUAUCCAAGAAUCGACCUAUUAUGAAUGUUUUAGUACUACAACCCAUAUCUCUAGCUUUGGUUGUCGGGUUUCUAAAACAACGAGUGCAACAUUUCAUGUGAUUUAUCAGUAUAAACCCGAGCUUCAAAACAUCCAUGAAAAUCCAAUCCAGCUGACCAGUCGUCUUGGACACCCAUUUGAAACGAAACUAGCAUUCAAGGCUUAUCCGAACGCAAAGUUAAGCAUAUUAAGUACGUCAGUAACAUUAAAUGUUUCAGAAGUUCAACCUAAUGUAUUUAAGAUAAGCUCCGAUAAAUUAACAACGGCGGACUUUGCUAAUUAUACAAUCCAAGCCACCAACACUGAAGGAAAUACAACCUUUUCACUGUGGUUAAAGGGGCAUCCGGAACCACCAGUAAAUUUAACAUACCAAAUAAUAGAACCUCAUCUCGUUGCAUUGUCAUGGGAACCAGGUUUUAGUGGAGGGACAUCGCAAACCUUCCAAGUACAUAUAUCCACUGAUGGAAGCGACUGGCAAAAAUACAACUGUAGCGGGGCUAAUAUUAAAGCACUUUAUUGCAAUGUGACAGACUUGGAGGUCGAUGUUGUUCAUUUGUUUGUGGUAACGUCUUUGAAUGGUUAUGGUUUGGUUUCACAAAAGAGCAAUACUUUGAUUGUUUUAAUAAAGAGCAAAGAGAAAGGGACUUCCGUUGGAAUCAUCGUCGGAUCUGUGUGUAGCUGCACAUUACUAAUUAUUGUCAUCACCUUAUGUGUAAUAUAUAGACCCUGUAGAAAUAUCUGCAACUCUAAGCCCGAUAACAACGAACCAGAUGGAAACACUUAUGAACAGCCAGAAUCAAAACGGUCUUAUGGAUCUAUGGUCAUUCUGAUUUUGGAAAAUAUACGAAAUACAUGUAGAAAAGAUGGCAGCUCAAGUGAUAAUGAAGCUUAUGAUACUGCCAAGGGCUGUACAGAACAGGAGCAUUAUGACACGUUAGACGUUCGUAAUGAAAAUCCUUAUAUUAAUAGGCAAACUAAAACAAGCGAUAACGUUAAAAGGUCUGAUGAUGACCCUAUUUACGAAAACAUGAACAAAUCAAGCCCGAAAAAGAAGACAAGGCAGAGGACCCCGUCAAAAACAACAGAGUUAAGUGUUACAGAAAGUCAAGAUAUUUACGAAAACAUGAACAAAUCAAGCCCGAAAAGGAAAACAAAGCAGAGGACCCCGUCAAAAACAAAAGAGGUCGAGUUAAGUGUUACAGAAAAUAAAGAUAUUUACGAAAACAUGAACAAAUGAAGCCCGAUAGGAAAACCAAAGCAGGGGAUCAGUGUUGCAAAAAGUAAAAAAAAAAUGAUUAUAGCAAAUAAUCUUCAUUUUAAUGAUGUGCGUACAAACCUGGGUCCGUAUGCAAAAGAUAUCUUAAGUCUAAUAUAGUCACUUAAAUAUACGUAACUUUCUGUAAGUUAAGGGUAAGUGGUAUUCAAAUGCUAUGAUAAGUAUCAAAUUUGAUUUUGUAGUGCCAUAAUAGUGUAUAAGGUUACUACCACCGAGAUGGUUAUGGUUUUCUCCUCGAUCAUUUAUCAUGUUCGUAUUGCUUAAUCAUGUUUUCCACGACUGUCAUAUAAUAAAGUUUGAUGCUGGCGAAAUGAGUAAUUCGUGAUUUUUGGCAGUGGAAUUUUUUCCAUAAGUUAAAAUUCACGUGUUUUGACUAGUGUGGUUAUUCCCUAUUUUAAAGGACAAUAGUGGUGCCAGUCAUUAUCACAUAUGUGAUAG